Molecule: messenger RNA, 2060 nt
Organism: Trichoderma asperellum CBS 433.97
Lineage: Eukaryota; Fungi; Ascomycota; Sordariomycetes; Hypocreales; Hypocreaceae
Molecular function (GO): FAD binding; oxidoreductase activity
Source: RefSeq, a predicted model, not a curated record
UAUAAAUUCCAGCUCGUUCGCCAUAAUAUGUAUGGCACUUUCUUAUAUCACAGUAUACCUGUUCGAUAAGCCCUUGUGAAAAUAAACCGCUCAAAUGCUGGUGCCCCGUUUUCAGCUAUUACUUUCGCUGACUGGCAUUGGCAGUGGACUACACACUUCCAUUCCGGGAACAUGCAAAUCUUAUCCAGGAACACCUUCUUGGCCGUCUGCCGCCACUUGGGCAGCCCUCAAUCAAACACUUGAUGGACGACUCCUCCAGCCGCCUCCUCCCGGGGCCGUGUGCCACCCAGGUCAACCUACAUACAAUGCGAGUCAAUGCGCAAACGUCACCGAAGAAUGGAAGACGUAUGAUUUCCAUGCCGCAAAUCCAAUCUCUGUCAUGUGGGACAAAUUUGACAACUUUACUUGCCUGCCAGAGCAGAAUACAACAUGUUCUCCAGCUGGGUAUCCCGCCUACGUGGUGAAUGCAUCAUGUGCAGAACAUGUCAAGAUUGGCAUUGAUUUCGCCCGCAAGUACAAUAUUCGCCUCAACGUCAAGAAUACCGGCCAUGACUACCUUGGCCGCUCCAACUCUCCGGGCUCGCUCUCUAUAUGGACACACCAUCUUAACAAGAUCACGUACAAUGAAGGGCAGUUCAAGCUUCAAGGCUCUGGAAAGGUUAUUAGUGGCAACUCCUUCACUGUAGGGGGCGGUUCACAGAUGUACGACAUCUAUGCUGCUGCGGAUAAGCAUAACCAAACAAUCGUCGGCGGCGGGGCCAAGAGUGUGGGCGUUGGAGGCUACAUCACAGGCGGGGGGCAUUCGAUCCUUGCACCGAGACAUGGCCUAGCUGCGGAUAACGUGUGGGAGAUGGAAAUCGUCACGCCAGGCGGAGACAUCUUGACAGUCAAUGAGGACCGGCACCCAGACUUGUUUUGGGCAAUGCGAGGAGGAGGCGGCUCGACGUUUGGCAUUAUAACAUCCGCCACGCUCAAAUCGUAUCCGAGUCCAAAGGUCACGGGCGUGACUAUCAUGAUCAUCACAGAUCCUAAAGAGUCUUUUGUAUUUGAUCUCAUCACCUACAUUGUCUCCCAAAUGCCAAGUUUAAUGAAACAAGGGUUUUCCGGUUAUAACAUCAUUACCAAAGACAUGGAAAUCCCCAUUCAGGAGCCGGGCAUCCCAGAUCGCGUCGCUGGAUUCAUGGGAAAAUGUAUUCUACAGGACGUUGAUGACCCCGAAGCCGUCUCCAAGGCAUUUCAUCCCAUCAAUGAGACUAUUCAGAAACGCUGGCCCAACAGGGUCCAGUUUUACACCACUCUUGAGCAAUAUGAUUCAUUUCUAGCAUGGUUUGACAAGAAUUACGACACUAAUCAAGCAGGAGGAAGUUUGUACCUUGUUUCGCGACUUCUGGAUGGAGAGGUUUUGACAGGUAAUACUGAAGCGCUCAAGAAUGCCCUGCAGGUAGGAAUGUCUGGAAGCUCAAGAUCAAUGGAAGCUUUCAUGGUCGGCGGCAAAGGUGUUCAAGAAGCAACACCGAGAGGAGGUAGCAAUGCCGUCAACCCUGCAUGGAGAACUGCAUAUGUUCACGCUUUGAAUGGCGAACCCUUUGGACCAUUUAAUAAGAGUGAGGAGCAGAGAGCUAAAGAAAUUCUUGAGAGAGAAUUCCAGCCUCUGCGCGACCUGACGCCCAGAGGCGGCGCAUACAUAAAUGAGGCUUUCCCGUUCGAAAAAGAUUGGCAGCAAACGUUCUGGGGCAGCAAUUACGCGAAAUUGCUAAAAAUCAAGCGCAGAGUCGAUCCGACAGAUGUAUUCUGGUGCUCGCCGUGCGUGGGGAAUGAGAGAUGGCAAGUUCGUCAGGAUGGACGUCUCUGCAAAAUAUAACACUGUAUAUGGGUCUGGCGUUUAACAGAUUGUCUCUUACUACACUUGGUUAAGAAUCAGAAUACUGUGAUCACAUCACUGAUGAAGAGCCAUCAAGCUUGGAAUCGAUUGGAGCAAUAUUUCUCUUUUGUAUUUUCACAUAUAUACUUUUUUGUCUUUUAGCAGAUUCAUUUUGCCUGGUUAUACUAAUCCUGAUAAG